Messenger RNA from Fusarium coffeatum, 831 nucleotides. RefSeq lists its product as uncharacterized. Bases 1 to 831 code for a protein of 276 amino acids. The record is from RefSeq and is a predicted model, not a curated record. Lineage: Eukaryota; Fungi; Ascomycota; Sordariomycetes; Hypocreales; Nectriaceae. The transcript has 3 exons.
AUGAAUAUGCUCCGCUACCUGGUCUUUAUGAUCUUCUUCGUUUUAGCCUGGGCUGUAUCAUCUGUGCCCGAUAAGCAGAUGAACGACUGGCUCAAUGCUGGAGGUAUACCACUCGCCAUGGCAGCCCAACCCAUGUGGUUCUUCGGCCAAUCUCGGAACCAGCCCCCAUGCUAUCCAACAUGGGCUAUCCAGGGAGGCAAGCAAGCCCCAGGCGGAGACCUCUGUGCCUAUCCCGAGGUAGGUUGUCACUGUCGCAAUCCAGGCAGGAAAAUCGGCAAUCCUGGGCCAGAUUUCCCCAUAUACUAUACGUACACCAAAUGCAAAAACGGCAACGAGAUCAGAGUGGCUUAUAAUAUCUUCUUUGACAAAGACGGUGCCAUAUGGAGUGGACAUCGCUAUGACUGGGAACGUGUCAUCGUUGUCUGGGCCAGGGGUACAGACAACGUCUGGAGUCAGUCGCGGCUAUUUAUGUCCCAACACAGAGGCUACGACAAGAAGAACUGGAAGGAUAUACAGAACACGUUCCAUAGCAAAGACGCCAACAAACCCCGUGGCGGACAGAAUGGGAAGAAAUACCUGGCUCAUCCAAAGGUUUAUGUUGGUUGGUCAAAGCAUGCCAUCUUUCAUGAUCGCAAUACUUUCUGGAACGAUGUGGGUUCUCAAAUACUAGGCCUUGCUUUUAGAUCCCAGGAUUGGUGGUACUAUCCUACAAAGGAGUCAUAUAUUCGAGCUGAUCGCUCGACUCCAAUUGGGGAUAAGAUCGCCCACCUGGAUUGGGGAGAAGCAUCGAGCACUCCCGCCAAUGUUCACGAUGGGCUGUGUUCCAUUUGA